Messenger RNA from Penicillium digitatum Pd1, 90 nucleotides. The record is from RefSeq and is a predicted model, not a curated record. Lineage: Eukaryota; Fungi; Ascomycota; Eurotiomycetes; Eurotiales; Aspergillaceae.
AUGGUCGAAAAGCCGUUAAAUACUUCGGGGAAAGAACAUGACAUCUGGUCUCUCGGGCAGGUAAAGGAAUGGCUUCAGGCUGCACAGUGA